AAAAAAUCAAAGAGAAAUGUUGAGUAUGACUAAGAUAACAAUGAUGAUGGUUAUGAUGAUGGCUUUGGUACUACUAAUAGGCGUGAGAGCAAAGACUAUGACUGAGUCUGAGUGUAAAGGAACAGAUUGCAAGUUUGAUUGUAAAGGCCUGAACUGGGUGAAUGGAAUGUAUUGGAACCCAAGGAUGUGUUAUUAUGGUUGCUCUGGUCCUUGUGGUAGAGACCUCAACUGUCGCCAACGUUGUAAGAAGUGUUGUCAUUGGCAUACCCCUGGUGCAUCUUCAACUAUGAAUUGAGUGAUUUACAAUUGUAGAACUUUUGGUUUUAUCUCCCAUCUUUGUUUACUUUGAGAUACUUAAAUCUAAUAAAAUUAUCACUUUGUUUCA
Molecule: messenger RNA, 385 nt
Organism: Capsella rubella
Lineage: Eukaryota; Viridiplantae; Streptophyta; Magnoliopsida; Brassicales; Brassicaceae
Exons: 2
Coding region: 17-295 (92 amino acids)
Source: RefSeq, a predicted model, not a curated record